AUGGCUGUCAUACACGGUGCCUGCAACCCCGCAUUCAGCCGCGUGCGUGAUCUUUUCCAAGAAAGACUAACCUCGGGAGAAGAAGUGGGUGCGUCAAUCUGCGUUAAUGUCAACGGAAGAAACGUCCUGGAUAUCUGGGGCGGUUACACCGACGCCUCCAAGUCGCGCUCGUGGGAAAAGGAUACCCUGGUCGCUGUCUUCUCAUCUAGCAAGGUGGUCAGUGCCCUGGCCGCGCUGACGCUCGUGGACCGAGGGCUGCUAGACGUCGAAGAGAAAGUGUCAAAAUACUGGCCGGAGUUCGCAGCCAAUGGCAAAGAGGAGACAAAAGUGUGGCACAUUCUCAGCCAUUCAUCUGGCCUGCCCCAGUGGGACAAGCGACUCCCCAUGGAGUCUAUUUACGACACCAAAGCUUCGACUGAGAUGCUCGCUAAACAGGCUCCGUGGUUCAAGGCUGGGGAGGCAUCCGGCUACCAGCUAGUAAACCAUGGACAUUUGAUCGGUGAGCUGGUGCGACGCAUUAGCGGCAAGUCGUUGAAGCAAUUCGUUGCAGAUGAGAUUGCGGGUCCGUUAGGCGCUGAUUUCAGUCUCGGUCUUGCCGAAGAGAACUGGCCGCGUACGGCGGAUAUCAUUCCUGGUGCUUCUCAGAAUCUGCCAAAGAUUGACCCGCAAAGCGUUGUGGGUAAAGCCUUUGGCAAUCUUACAUUCAAGGCUGAGGAUUCCCAGUCACCUGGGUUCAGGGGUGCUGAGAUUGGUGCCGUGAAUGGGUUUGCGAAUGCGCGUGCACUGGCUCGGAUUGGUUCAAUGGUGUCCUUGAAAGGAACGGUCGAUGGGAAGCAGUAUCUUGGGCUGAAGACUAUUGACCAGAUGAUUCAGGAGCGGGUUAGCGGUGUCGAUUUGGUGUUGUGUAUGAAAGUCAAAUUUGGACUUGGAGUCGGUCUGGCAGUGCCGGAAAUUACACCCUUUAUCCCUGAAGGAAACAUUUGCUUCUGGGGAGGUUGGGGUGGCUCUAUGUUGGUCAUGGAUCUGGAUCGUGGUAUGACUAUUUCUUAUACCAUGAACAAAAUGGGACCAGGGAUCAUGGGCAAUGAGAACGUCAUGGCUUACAUUGAUGCGGUUUAUGCAAUUAUGGCAGAGAAGAAGCCCUCUGUGUCCCUGUGA
Penicillium robsamsonii is the source of this 1158-nucleotide messenger RNA. Its product is annotated as serine hydrolase domain-containing protein. Bases 1 to 1158 code for a protein of 385 amino acids. The transcript has a single exon. The record is from RefSeq and is a predicted model, not a curated record. NCBI's taxonomy places the organism in Eukaryota, Fungi, Ascomycota, Eurotiomycetes, Eurotiales, Aspergillaceae.